Messenger RNA from Talaromyces marneffei, 1083 nucleotides. RefSeq lists its product as uncharacterized. Gene Ontology annotation, molecular function: D-amino-acid oxidase activity; FAD binding. Lineage: Eukaryota; Fungi; Ascomycota; Eurotiomycetes; Eurotiales; Trichocomaceae. The coding region runs from base 1 to 1083 and encodes 360 amino acids. The record is from RefSeq and is a predicted model, not a curated record. The transcript has 5 exons.
AUGUCAAGCCAAACUCUCAACAUCAUCGUCCUCGGCGCCGGCGUCGCAGGCCUGACAACGGCCCACAGCCUCCUCGCCAAACUCCCGCCCACCAAAAUAAACCUCACCAUUGUCGCAAAACAUCUGCCCGGAGACAUCAAUCAGACCGAAUACUGCUCGCCCCAAGCCGGUGCCAAUUGGCGCUCCUUUGAGAAGGAGCCCAACCAGUACGGUGAAUAUGACAAGAUCGCCUUUGAACGCUUUCUGCAAAUUGCACGAGAAUCACCUGAAAGUGGCGUGAAAAGGUUCCCUAUGAGACUGGUUUUUGGUCCCGAGCAUGAUAGGAGUAAAGCAGGCCUCUGGUUUGAGAAAUUGGUCGGCGGAAUUGUCGAUGUUCCUAAGGACGAGUUGCCGGAGGGAGCUGGUUGGGGGAUUGAUCUAGUCACGUUCAUGGUCAAUCCGGCUGUAUACUGUAAUUGGUUGUUUGCAAGCCUGAUCAAGAGAGGGGUAAAAGUAGUCAGGCGAUCUUAUGGUCAUGUUGAUUCUUUGAUGUCUGAUUUUCCGAAUACGACUGCUAUAUUCAACUGUACUGGGUUAGGUGCGAGACACUUGGGUGGUGUGGAGGACACGAAGGUGCAUCCGACAAAGGGCCAAACAAUCCUGAUAUCGGAGCCCAAGAAACCGCUAGAAAGAAUGACCAUCUGGACCCAACCCUCCAUCUUCCCACCUGGAGAAUUUUGCCAUGUAUUUCCCCGACCUCUGGGCGGUGGUAUUAUUAUCGGUGGCGUACGUCUAGAAAACGACUGGGAUGACUCCUUUGACGAGUCACGAGUUGAGAGAAUCAAGCAAAGGGCUUGCCAGCUUGCCCCUGAAUUGGGUAAGCCAGAGGAUUUGCAGAUAGUGCGGAACAAUGUUGGAUUGAGGCCAAGCCGGGAGGGAGGGGCAAGAGUCGAUAUCGAAGAUCGAAAGGGCGCUUGGUUGGUCCAUAACUAUGGUGCUGGCGGUGCGGGAUAUCAAUCAUCAUGGGGUACGGCCGAGCAUGCUGUUGCAUUGUUUACUCAAAAGCUGGAUUCGGAUCUCGGUGUCCGUCAGGCGAAGCUGUGA